AUGCGCCAGCCCUUCCCCAUGCGAGAGAAGCAGCUCGAGUCAUGGUGUGAACUGGGCGUAUCACCUGUGCCGCACUUGGACGCCAACGCCCGCCACCUCUUGGGCGUCGGGGAGCUCAACGAAAACAAGCACAACGGGAGGCGCGAAAUCGCUUCGGCUGUGUACCCGCUGGGUGGCGUCACUGUUCUCACUGUCACUAUGGUACAAAAGGUUCUCCUGCAUCCCGCGGGCCAAAAUGCUACGCGUCGAGCUUCGGGGGUCCAACUGGUUAACGGGACGCAACUGUUUGGUCGAGAGAUCAUCCUGUCCCCAGGUGCAAUUCGCACCCCGCAGAUUCGCAUGCUAUCUGGCUCGGCAUCACGGUUCAAGUCAACUCGCCAGAGGUUGGGAGAAACUGUGGUGAUCACUCUCGGCCUGUUUCUCUUCCCCUUCCCCAGUUCAUGUUACCACGUCAUAGGACCCGCCGCCAUGGGCAAAGUCGUCGAUACCAACCUGAGAGUCGAGGGGGUAGCCGGCCUGCGUGGACGCUUCCAUGUUUUCCGUGGUCGUAUCCGCUCACAUGCAGGUGGCGACUGGCUUGAGGAUGAAAAUCUGGGCUGA
Pseudomassariella vexata is the source of this 600-nucleotide messenger RNA. RefSeq lists its product as uncharacterized. Gene Ontology annotation, molecular function: flavin adenine dinucleotide binding; oxidoreductase activity, acting on CH-OH group of donors. The coding region runs from base 1 to 600 and encodes 199 amino acids. The transcript is spliced from 3 exons. The record is from RefSeq and is a predicted model, not a curated record. Lineage: Eukaryota; Fungi; Ascomycota; Sordariomycetes; Amphisphaeriales; Pseudomassariaceae.